Messenger RNA from Cavia porcellus (domestic guinea pig), 5638 nucleotides. RefSeq names its product harakiri, BCL2 interacting protein (gene Hrk). The transcript has 2 exons. Bases 473 to 748 code for a protein of 91 amino acids. The record is from RefSeq and is a predicted model, not a curated record. Gene Ontology annotation, biological process: positive regulation of apoptotic process. Lineage: Eukaryota; Metazoa; Chordata; Mammalia; Rodentia; Caviidae. Gene Ontology annotation, cellular component: mitochondrion.
UAAAUUCAGGAAAAGGGAAAGGAGAAAAAUCUUCCUUCGCGCUCGUCGCCUCGGCGAGGUGGUGGCAGGUCCCCCCUGCAACCCUCCAAGACCCGGGCGCAGAGGGCGCCUUCUCGCGUGCCUGUGCGCCGCGCUUUCCUUCCCAAACCGCGCGCCCCCUCGCUGCCGGCGCCGCUAGGGUUAAAAGUUACCUCUCGGUUUCUUCUGCCUGCAGCCCCCACCCCCCACGGGGGCCGGAUGAUGUAACCCCCUCCCCGCGCCCUCCCCGCCCCCCUCCACCAUGUGACACUUUAAUUAAUAAUAGCGCCGUCAGCACAACAAACGCACAACCCAAGGAGAAACUUGGUGUCCAGGGGAGGCCCCCGGCGGCUGGAGCGCAGCGGCGGCGGCGGCGGCGGCGGCGGGCGCAGAGGCCGGAGGGCGAGGAGGCGAGGGGCGGCCUGAGCGCGGGGAGGGAACGAGGCGAGCGGUCAUGUGCCCGUGCCCCCUGCACCGCGGCCGCGGCCCCCCGGCCGUGUGCGCCUGCAGCGCGGGCCGCCUGGGUCUGCGCUCGUCCGCCGCGCAGCUCACCGCCGCCAGGCUCAAGGCGCUCGGCGACGAGCUGCACCAGCGCACCAUGUGGCGGCGCCGCGCGCGGAGCCCGAGGGCGCGGGUGCCCGGCGCGCUCCCCACCUACUGGCCCUGGCUGUGCGCGGCCGCGCAGGUGGCGGCGCUGGCAGUCUGGCUGCUCGGCAGGCGGAACUUGUAGGAACGCAGGGCUGCGUGGUGGGGCCAGAGCCGAGACCCAGCCGGAUCGAGCAACAGGUUGGUGAAACCCUGUGUCCUUGGAGAAAGCUGGUUCCCGUUUUCCUGAGGGGGAGCCCAGAGCUUGAAAUGCCGCGGUUGGCACUUCGAGAAGGAAGUGGAGGCUAAAGACGGCACCUGGAGCGAUAGUAGAAACACGGAAUGGGACUGGGGAAACCCUUGGGAGAGCCAGCUGCAGAAACAGAUACCCCAAUGCUAUUUCCGUAUAGCUCUAUAUAUACAACAAAAAGAGAAAAUAUGAAUAUUACGUAUCAGUGCAUGCCUUGUCGAGGACCUGGUCCUUUCCCUUUCUGCACCUUGCGAUGUGAACUCUGAUACUUUGUAAUGUCUGGGGCACCAGAAGAGAGAUGCCCGCUGCUGUGUACCUAGGAAAUUUGCAAAGACUGGUGGGGAUUAGCCCCAGCAUCUUCCAAUUGCCUGGGCAUAGAUGCUGGUGGAAUAAGAGGUAAACUGCAAAAGGCAAGCCAGGAGAACAAGCAAGUGAGGACCUGGGGCCAUCUCUGUAGGGGCAUUCUGGGACACUUCCGUUUCUUGACAGGUCCUAGCCUCUCUUUCUCUCUCCUCGUCGAGAUAGGUUGCUAGAUCCCACUGUCACGAUCAGAGAAAUGGGAUUUUUUUUCUCCCCUCCUACCAAUCUGGUGUCUCUGGUGCUUCACUUUCAAUUUUGCUGGUGCUAAGUGUGUUUUUCCUGGCGCUGCCGUGGUCUUCUGUUGACAGACCUAGAAGGCCAGGGGGACGAGAGAGAUCUCUAUUUUGCUGUUUCACAUUUUUUUUAAAAAGGGAUGAUUCAAAAAAGUGCCACUUCUCUUUCUCUAGGUGGGGUGCAUGCCCAGAGGUGGUGGGGAGUAAGCCCUGGGGUCAGGAGGGAGGAGAAGCGGGGCAGGCUGGCCGAGAGCUAUCUCCUCCGCCCCUGCAGAAGUACCCUGACAGUUCAGCCCAUGGCCUCCCCUGCUCCUCGGGAGGUGUCAGGACUUAGGUUUUAUGGGUUAGAGAGCCAAGAAAUGGCUACAUUCUGUUGGAGAGUGAUUUAUAAGCAAGGGACACUGGGGGAGGGACGGGGCAUUGAGAUGAAAUGUACCAACAUCUCACUGACUUUCAGAGGUUUUAACCUCCCCCUCUCCCUGUGCACGCCAGGAUAAGCUACUAUUUUCAGAAGUUUCUAGAAGGGCUAAAAAAAAAAAAAAAAUGUGUGCUGGACUGAGACUUGGCUGCAGAGACUCUCCAGGGAGCUACGACUAUUUUUUUUUUUCUUUCUUUUUUAAAAAUGGAAGAAAAGCAGGUAUUAUUUCUCUGUGCAGGCAGAGUACCACACACAGUCGCUGCCAUUUUCAAGGCUGAGGUGGCAGGGUGGGGGUGCAGACUCAGUCACUCACAAGGCUGACUUUGCAGGUCACCAGCCAGCGCCUAGGCACCAAGGGGCACGCUGGACUGGGAGGCAGACUUUUUGUUUAUUAAACGAGCGGCAGGAGCAGCAGGUGUUACAGCACAGGGGGCUAAAGGGGGAUGAAUGAUCCCUUGCUGAAAACCACUGGGUCCUCAAGCCCGUACCUCCUGUCAGGGUUGCUGCAAGCUGAGAGCUGGAGCUCUUUCUCCUUUUCUCUUCCUCUUUUGCUAUUUUUUAAUGCAUGCCUAAUGUUUGCCUAAAGAGUCCUUUCAAAAAAAAAAUGCAACCCAGAACUGCCAGAAAGCAUGGAGACACCCUGCACCCAACUUCCGAAUGCACCCCUCCGCCCCCAGCUGAACUCAGCAAAGCAAAAAAGCUGGUUUCUUAGAAAGUGUGUCCCCUACAUCACUGGAGCCUCCCCCCAGGCGAUGGUUGCAAGGGACCAGUGAGCAGGCAGGGGCUGCAGAGGGGGCAGCCGAUGGGCCCACCGAGGCAGGGACCUAAGAGGGGGCAGACUCACUGGAAUGGUCUCUGCUUGCAUUUGUGUCCUUUUCUAGCUAGUGACAACUGACCCAUUUUCUGGGGACAGGGUUCCCAUUACUACAGCUGUGCAGUUCUCUACUCCUUUAAGGCUGUACCUUUAAGAUUGAGGUGGGGCUGCGCGCUGGCCCCUCGAGACCCAAGGAAAGGGUGAAAGUCAGAGGAUCCCAUUUUUCUCUCCCCUGCCCUGACUUGUGUGCUAGUUGAUGACAUUUCCCCUGGAGGAUCCAAACUCCAAACGCGGGGUUGGCGUUGGGGGCAAUUUCGAUUUCAAUGAAGCCACAUUGCUGAGAGAACUGGGCACCCAAGGCCUCCCGAGGGAGCUCUACAGCCAAGUCCCUUGUACAUAUUCUCAUGUAUUAUUGGAAACUGUGUGUUUAUCAAACCCUGCCUCUUUCUUGCAUAUUCUUAAUUUGAGUGCACUUCUCAACUGCCCCGAUUUUUGACAAGGGGUUGUUUUUAAUGCUUGUUUUUAUAUGAGAUUUGACUUCUCGAUGGACAUUUGUAUUAGAAAAUUGAAGCAUGAUAUAUAUAUGUAUAUACUGUCUCCGCUGUCUCUCCUGUUGCAUUACUUGGAUCGCAUGAGAUAGUGGGAUGGGUUUUUUUGUGUGUGUUUUUUAAAAAAAGAUUUCCCCAGUGUGCAAAGUGCUGGCACCCCCCACCCCUUCCCUCUGGCUGCCAAGGAGUCAUUGAUUUUGAUUAGCUUCACUGCAGAGCGGCUGUGAAGGGAGACAGAGAGGGAGGGAGGGAGGCUUUGAAAUAAAUUUUAAAAAAGACCUCAUAUCGGGUUUCAGCAGACAGCAGUGUGUGUGUGUGUGUGUGUGUGUGUGUGUGCGCGCGUGUGUGUGUGUGUGUGUCCGUGCGAAGCAGAAGGGUGCCUCUGAGAUCAUCGCUUAGGUAGCUGGCUGCAUAAUGAGGUGGGGGGUCCCUUCCCUCCUCAUUCCUCAGGUGCUGCUUGCUCUUACAGGGUGGGGCUCUGGGCCAGGGGGACUGAAGCCCUGUGGGACCCCACGCCUUCCAGAUACGAUCCAUUCCCUUCUGGAAGCCUCUCUUCUGCACCCCACCCCCCAUAAACAACAGUUUUCCAGGUAUGCUGCUUCAUUUCCUGUUUCCAAUGUCAUAGAUGUAGUUUGAGUAAAUUUCUUGGGGCGCCCACUGGCCCCACUGGCCGCUGUCCAUGGUCCUAGGUCUGGGGCACCUCAAGACAAUCCCAGUCCCGGCCCCACCUUCCCCUUCAUCGGCAUACUGGAGAUUUCCUUUCCACAUCUCUCAGUGGCCUCAUUUUGUUUCUUUACUAUUUUGAUAUGGGGAAAAUGGUGAUUUAAACAAUACUGUCACAGAACAAUGAAGCUGUGACGGGUUUUACGAUUUAUGUAGCUGAGCUCAUGUAGUCUUCUCUCUUGUCGUAUUUCUGACAUUGACAAAUAUCAUCCUCCCCUGCUGGGAAACCAACUGAGAGAGUCCAGGCAUCCUCCUCCUGCACAAGUGUCUUUUGGGGACACUGGAGCAGCGCUGUGGACUUUUUGGAGAGUCCACUUGAUGUUAGAAGCUGCCGUGACCAGAAUACAGAUUAUGUUGUUCUGUGUGGAUGCCAAUUUCUUCUCUGAAAACUCCCUUAAGUCAACCCAGGGGAACCAGAGGGUAGAAGUUGGUUAGGGAACGAGAGUGCAGGCACGUUAGAUACCAGUGAGUCCUGUGGGAGCCAAACAGAGAACCUCCUUGGAGGGAGGAAGCCGAUGUUGUCAAAGUGUCAUUUCAAAGCUUAAGCUGAAAGUUUAUUUUUAAAAACCAAAUUGAUUCACUCAACGACUGUUUAUUGAGCAUAUUUAUCUAUAGGGUGCCAGGUUGUAGAAUUGAAUCUCAGAAGAGACUGACUUAUUGACCGGGAAGGGGCAGUCCUGCUUGGAACCAGAUGAUGUGAAAUAUUCCUUUCCAGUCUGGUUCACAAUUUUUCACAGAUUUGUCAGGUCACCACUGUGACCCCAAGCCUUGCUGGCAGAUUGUUAUAUAGUAUUUACUGUGUGCCACGCUAUCAGCCUUCCCGACUCAUUCCCAGCAUGUGGACUGGUCCCCGCCACCUUAUUCAGUGAUUCAGACUUCCCUUUCCAGAGAGCCGGCUGUCAUGGAGCACUGUGGAAAGUGCUUUGCACACCCGCUCCCUUGGGAUUCUGCACACCCCACUCUAGCUGAUCCUCUGGUUAGUUCCACUUGAGAGCUCAGGCUCCAAGAGUUUAAGCAGUGUGGUCUAAGUCUUCCCCAAGAGUGAUGUGGCUGAGCCAGGGUUUGGGUCCAAGUCUGUAUGACCUCCCCAAGCUCAAGCACUGCUGCUGUGUUACAUUGGAUCUCUUUGUGAGGUGGACCACAGCCCUGCUAGGUCAAGGGCAAGCAUCCCUCGGUCAAGAGCAGUACAUAUGGAUGGCCCAGCAGGCAACUGGGAGUCUGACUUAGGCCCACUGGAAAGAUGUCACAUUUGGGGACGCUCGAGCGCAGGCUGGUUUUGUGGGGGAUUUUGUGGACACACCCCCUCUCCUUUGUGUUCUUGGUUCCUGUGGUCUGGGGCAGGAGUAUCUAAUUUGCAAACAGGGCCUGCCUGACCACUGCAUAGGUGGGAAGCUUUUCUUUCUUCUCUCCUGCCUUCUCUCCCCGUUUGAGCCCCCCAAGUCCUUCCCCUAGGUCUUUUGCACUAUAAGCGCCAGGGAGCCCGAGUGCGUGGCAGGAAUGGUGUGUGGGUACUGGGAACCUCGGUGGGGCCCCUGGCCCAGCCAGAGAGGCAAUAAGCUUGAGGACAUUCCGUUCUGGGUUCUGACGUUGUUGGUUCAUUGUGCUCUUUUGUAAGAGGAAUUUCAUACCUUGGAAAUGCUUUGUACAUAUUUGUAAUGAUUUUAUUAAAAAAUUGAUUGUGCACUUCUA